Messenger RNA from Drosophila sulfurigaster albostrigata, 2099 nucleotides. RefSeq lists its product as uncharacterized. The record is from RefSeq and is a predicted model, not a curated record. Lineage: Eukaryota; Metazoa; Arthropoda; Insecta; Diptera; Drosophilidae. The transcript is spliced from 2 exons. The coding region runs from base 1 to 1746 and encodes 581 amino acids.
AUGGUACAGAAUUUUAAGAAACCUUCAGUGAUAAUUAAAGAUUUACAACCAUUCCAUGAACAUGUAGUGAUAGCAAAGAACUUCAAGGAAAAAGCACGCAACAAAGUAAUAAAAAAACCAAAUGAAAUUUCUGCAGCUACUUCAUCAAAGCAACUUCACAAUGCUGCUCCCACACUUCCUGUACAUUCUCCCCACUCUCCGGUACAUCCGAAUUCUUACCCAAAUGUUCAGCAUAAUAAACUUUCUGGUCGCUAUAUCUACAAUAAGAAACCACAGCAGAAAUCUGAUAACAAACUAUUCAAUGCUAAGCAGUUGGCUAUCAACAUAAAUGAUUUUAGUGAAUCCGAAAGAUUUUCACCAAGUUACUCGCCCAUUACUUGCAAUUGCAUUAAAUCGCCCAAUGAGACAAUAACCCCAAAGGAAAGGAAUUAUUUUGAUUUUAGCCACAGUUCAGCAACAAAUAAGUCUAUCAAAGAGCAGACAUUUAAUGUGUCCAGCUCUCAGAUAUAUCGUAAAUACAACAACCAUGAUCAUUUACUGCCCAUCCCACAAAGCUCAUUCGAAAAGAUGUCGACAAGUGAUUUAAAUUUAAAAAGAAUAGCUAAGAAAUCGCCCUUAAUUUCUCAACAGUCUCGGUUUGAAAAGGCAAAUAUAACAGCGUAUGAUAACUCACAACGACUCGGCCGACUUGCGGCACAUCAUGACAAUCAGAAUAAAUACCAUUACGCAUUCGCAUUCAGUAAAUCGGAGCAAACAUCACCAAAUAAUAUAGAUAUAAAGAAGUCGACAUUUGCAUAUGAUAAUAACGAUCCGAGAAGUGCAAGUUCUUUGCUCUACGUUUCAUCCAUGGAUCCGUGGACAAAGAAAAGUGAAUUUCAGCCGGAUGGACUUAAUCAAUAUAGCGAGAAUGCGGAUCCUUGGAUAAAACGAUCAACCGAAUCCCAAAUAAAAUCGCCGCGUUUGAAAGAUAAAGCACAAAAUGGCCAGAUAAAAUCAUUUUCUUCGGCCAAACGGGAACUUUCCUUGGAUACACAUAAAAAAUCGAAUUAUUUGCAACCAGAAGUGCAAAGACAUCAAAGCUUACGAAAUGGGGCAGAUUAUGUCCUCUCCGCUCCACCUUCUCCACACUUUUUGAAAACCUCAAAUGAUGCUUCUUGUAUUGUAAUUCGUUCGCCCAACGAAGCUAUUCAAACGAAAUCUGCCAGCUUUUCACCAGCUAGAGGUAAAAAUUUGCUUAAUCCAUUCGGAGAUAUUGCUAUUUGUGAUGACAAUAUCACGCGACAUUCUUUUCAAACGCAAGCUGCUGCUAAACCAGAUCCAUUGAGGCAUACCGAACAUUCAAAUUGUAAUUUAACUGUUAAUAAUUCCAAACGAUUGCAGAAUAGACAUAGCUUUUCGUCUAUAUCGGAGCAAUCGAAAGAAGAACUUCAGCUUAAUAUCCGUCGUCUAUCCGAGCAAAUGAGCCAACUGUCAUUGAAGAAGAUAUUUAAAUUUUCAUUAAGCGAUUGCAAUGUGAACAAUAAAGGAGAUUCUAUUCAAAGUUCAGACCAGCAAACACAAACUACCGACAUCUUAGCAAAAGCCCAGAAGCAUGGAACACACGACACGGGAAAUAAUAAAGGGUGUGCUAAGGAGAUUUCGAAGUGUAAGGAAAGCUUCAGCCCCAAAGUUUCCACAGUUCUUGGCAAUACUAAAGUCUAUGCUAGCUGUCAAAAGCGAAAUCCAAUGCAAGAAACCACCUGUUGAAUCUAUUGUUCAAAAUUAAAAUUCAAAAACGUUGCAAACGUGGAUAUUCAUAUUCUACAUAUUCGAAUCAAAAUAAAUUACAUAAGUAUACAAAAUAAUUAAUGAAAUUUGUACUAGCAGCUUAUAAUUUAAGUCUGCAAGUUUUACAGUAUACAUGCAUUUAUAUUUAAAAACAAAAACAAAAAAUGGGAAUGCCUAUAUAUUCCUACUAUGUUUUAAGUUCUAGGUUUAAAUACAUUUGCAAGCAUUAACGGCACCUAUUUUCUAAUGUAUUAUUUCAUUUCAUUGUACGCAUAUAAUUUUUUGUAAAUCCAUUUAAUUGAUUGUAAUAAAGUCAUAUAUCAAUUCUAAAA